AGCUCACUCGCUGGCAAACAGAGCUAGAGACGAUCGAUGGCCGUGUCACGCUCCGGUGCGGCGGGGGUGGCCGGCGGCGGCGACACGACCGACGACGCGGACCGAGCGCGGCUGCACAAGCUCGGCUACAAGCAGGAGCUCAAGCGCGGCCUCUCCCUCAUGUCCAACUUCGCCUUCUCCUUCUCCAUCAUCUCCGUCAUGGCGGGCGUCACCACCACCUACAACAGCGGGCUGAGGUACGGCGGGCCGGCGUCCAUGACGCUCGGGUGGCUGGUGGUGGCGGCCUUCAACGGCUGCGUCGCGCUGUCCAUGGCGGAGAUCUGCUCCGCGUACCCGACCUCCGGCGGGCUCUACUACUGGAGCGCCAAGCUCGCCGGCAGGGAGUGGGCGCCCCUCGCCUCCUGGGUCACCGGCUGGUUCAACAUCGUCGGACAGUGGGCUGCUACGACGAGCACGGACUUCUCCCUGGCGCAGCUGGUCCAGGUGAUCGUCUUGCUGGGCACCGGCGGGGCCAACGGCGGCGGGUACACGGCCUCCAAGUACGUCGUGCUGGCCAUCCACGGCUUCUUCCUCGUCCUGCACGGCCUCAUCAACAGCCUCCCCAUCCGGUGGCUGUCCUGGUGCGGCAAGCUCGGCGCGUUCUGGAACACGGCGGGCGCGUUCACGCUGGUGAUCCUCAUCCCGGCGGUGGCCAAGGAGAGGGCCAGCGCCAAGUUCAUCUUCACGCACUUCAACGACGACAACGGCAUGGGCAUCCAUGGCAAGGCCUACAUUCUCGCCCUCGGCCUCCUCACCAGCCAGUACUCUCUGCUCGGCUACGACGCGUCCGCUCACAUGAUUGAAGAGACGAAGAACGCGGACUGGAGCGGGCCGAUGGGGAUCAUCAGCUCGGUGGCCCUCUCGACCACGUUCGGGUGGAUCUUCCUGGUGGCGCUGACGUCGAUCGUGACGGACAUACCGUACCUGCUCAGCCCGGACAACGACGCCGGCGGCUACGCCGUCGCCCAGGCCCUAUACGACGCCUUCGACAGGAGGUACGGCAGCGGCGUGGGAGGGCUGGUCUGCGUCGGGGUCGUCGCCGUCGGCAUCUUCUUCGCCGGCGCCAUGUGCAUCGCCAGCAACUCGAGGAUGGGGUACGCCUUCUCGAGGGACAGGGCGAUGCCGCUCUCGCGGGUGUGGCUCCGUGUGAGCAAGAACGAGGUGCCCCUCAACGUCGUCUGGCUCUCCGUCGUCGUCGCCUUCGUCAUGGCCCUCACGUCGCUGGGGAGUCAGGUGGCGUUCCAGGCGAUGGUGUCGAUCGCGACGCUGGGGCAGUACAUCGCCUACGCGCUGCCCAUCUUCUUCCGGGUGACGACGGCGAGGAGGUCGUUCGUGCCGGGGCCGUUCCACCUCGGGAGAUACGGGGUCGCCGUCGGCUGGGCCGCCGUCCUCUGGGUGGCCUUCCUCACCGUGCUCUUCUCGCUGCCGGUGGCGUACCCGGUGGCCAAGGACAACUUCAACUACACGCCGGUGGCCGUCGGCGGCGUGUUGCUGCUCAGCGUCGGCGCGUGGGUGGUCAGCGCGAGGUUCUGGUUCGAGGGGCCCAUCACUAAUGUCGACUUGUAGCUACGGACCAAACAAUUCACGUGUCGCAUAGCUUCUCGUUUGGAACUUUGGAUUGUACUCGUAUAUAGUAUAUCGGCGCUGCUAAAAAUCAGUCGCGAAGUCUCAGUCGAUUGGCUAGCCGUCCGAUCUUUAGGACCUUGUAGAUUCGUGCUGGGUCACUUUUGUCCCUUGUUUCGGCCUGUUAAGGCGUGGGCAGGCCCGCUUUUGUUUUUCCCCGUCGAACUGGUAAUCCCGGUACGCGAGCGCUGCUGAUGGGCUGGGGCUGGGCUGUGUUCUGGUGCGGGUCGUUUUUAUUUUCUGUGUUUGUUUUGGGGCUGCAUUAAAGAGUGAGGAAGGGGAAGCGGCCACCCCGUGAUGAUUAAGAAGAGGAAAACGCCAAGUUAACUGCACUUUUUAGUGUUUAAUUUCAGUUAGUUUAGUUCUUUUGCUUCUUAUUCUGAAAUUAUUCUGAUAUAAUUGUAGCGCUGUGUGAGUAAGCAACAUGAGGUCUUGUCCUGGGACUGAUGCUAAUUGCAUGUCUGCUGCACCGUAGCAGUUUGUCACUGUGC
Triticum dicoccoides is the source of this 2153-nucleotide messenger RNA. Its product is annotated as amino-acid permease BAT1 homolog. Gene Ontology annotation, biological process: gamma-aminobutyric acid transport; transmembrane transport. The coding region runs from base 37 to 1605 and encodes 522 amino acids. Gene Ontology annotation, cellular component: membrane. The record is from RefSeq and is a predicted model, not a curated record. NCBI's taxonomy places the organism in Eukaryota, Viridiplantae, Streptophyta, Magnoliopsida, Poales, Poaceae. The transcript is spliced from 5 exons. Gene Ontology annotation, molecular function: L-lysine transmembrane transporter activity; L-alanine transmembrane transporter activity; gamma-aminobutyric acid transmembrane transporter activity.